AUGUCCGACAACAUAACCUUUACUCCGAUCGCUGACGUCACCUUGAAACAUCACCUGGUUUCUGUUAGUGGCGUCUGCGUUGAGUUCAAAACUCCUGAGCGAAAUGAAAGGGUGAGAAUGAUUCAUCAGAAGAUCAAAAAUUCUGAAGAAAGAAUGUUUUUUCAAGGUUUGAUAAUGAAAUUUGAGAAGCUAGGACAGUCCUUCGUUGAAGUUUUUGAAGUUAGUAGUUUACAAUGACAGGAGCUAUGACAAGGGCAAAUUUUCUUUUUCUGAAGAGUACUGUAAAGGAAAGUCCGCGUUUGGCGUGUGCACGUUUUUGCACACUGAGUGGUCCCAGUUACGGUUUCCUUGUAAGUUGAACUAUAUGAUACAGCAGCCAAACAUUCUGACUAAAACGAAAAAUAAGGAUUUUCAUAGCUGACUCACGGCUGGCUUGAACCAUUGAAAAAAGGGUCCUGACACGAUAAUGCACGAGAUAGUGUCUGGUUGAUAGAGAGCGCAGACAGGCCACGCCCACUUGGCGUCCCAAGCUAGCCGUGAAUCAGCUAUAAAUAAAAAUAGAAGAAAAAAACGCGGAGAUGGCCCACUCAAAUGUGCAAAAACGUGCGCACGCCAAAUGCAGACUUUAACAUACAGUAUCCUUUAAAAAAAAACUUGCUCAAAUAUCAAUUUUCAGUUUUCCUUCUUCGAGCUCUCGGAUGAUUCUGGCAAGCAGAUCAAAGUUUGGGCCAACGAGUUUUGGCUCAAUGUAGUUCGUUCACUGGUUUUCGAAGAUUUGGUAAUUUUUGAAGGCUGAAUACCCAAUUCAGAGAAGGAUUUGCAGACUUAUGACGUCAUUGAUGCUGAAGUCCGAGCCGCCGACCCAGCGUACAACUUUCUGAAUACCGUUGAACUCCGACUGGUCGAAGGCUCUAAGGUUGGUUGGCAAAGUGGGAAGAUUGGGCUUAAAGCUCGCCAGCUCGCCAGACCUAAAAGACAGCGUUGGAAAGCAUUGCAAGAUGCUUCUCAUUUUUAAGCGCCCGACCAAAAACGAGCUUAGCGUAGAAGCUUUUGAAGGAAUGGCUGAAAAGAGCUCUCAAGGACUUUUAUGAUCCAGAGCUGCUGAUGAGACGAAGAGACCGCAACUUGCUUAGGAAGUCUAGAAGGGUCCCCAUAGGAGUUAGGAGGAAAAAACAGCCCCUUCAAAACCGAAGAAGUGGUCCCCAUAGGGGUUUACGGUCUGAGCCCUUAGCGCCUAAAGUGGUCCCUAGAGGGGUCUUUCAACUUGAUUUUAAAAAGCUUAUUUAUUUAUUUUUUUCGCAUGGAAAUGUUUCUUCGUCCUCCACUUUUUUUUUCUAUCGUUUUCUGCAUUUUUUUUUUCUUAUUGAUCGGGUCACCCCAGAUCGACUGCUUUAAAUCUCGAGGUGACCCGCAGCGCCCGGCCAGCAACUUUGCGCCCGACUAAAAGCGACUUACACGCUACGGCAUCGGAAAGCUUUUCAGAUAACAGUCUUGUAGCGUCUGUUUUAAAGCUCUAGAUUAUCAGCAAUUUAUAAAGACGUCCUCUGUGAAAUUUUCCAAUAAUGCACUUUUUUUUAGCCAUUCUCUGAGCUGUUCUACAAGUAAAAACUGAAAAAAAUGGAAUUUUAUUUGAUAUCAUUAUUGCCAUCUCCAAACUCUUUUUCGGCCCUGAUUCAAUGCUCAACGUCAAGUUUCAGAUCGUUCAGAAUCCAGAGAAACUCGGGGCGCCGGUGAAACAUUAUCCGCUUCGAAAUCUCGACGACCUGCCAGUUGGCGAGAGCGAAAUCUUCGCAGUGAUAGGAAAAAUUCUCUGGAUUGGACCGAUCGAAUAUGUAAGGAGAUUAAAAUUGAGUAAUUUUGAGGUUGACAAGUGUAGGAUUUUUUAUUUGGCCAUCGCGAAAUUUUUGGAAAGUAGCCAUAAAUUAGCCAGCUUUGAUAAAUCAAUGGGAGAUUCUGAAAGUCUCAACUUGCAGAAUUUCCUAAUUUUCGAAUAAUGACACCUUGAAGCUCAAGAGGUUCAUUAAAGUCAUUGGGAAAGGGAAAGGUUGAGGCCUCCAGGUUGUUUCUUUUAAUUGUCAAGAUGUAAUCAACAAGAAAAAAAGGCAUAAAUAGUAUUAUAUAAUUUCAAAGGAACGCCAGAGUGGUCUCUUUAGGGGUUAGGAGAAAAAGCAGACAUUUUAUGGGUAAAAUUUAAGUGGUCCCUAUAAGCAUUUAGGGUCUGCCCCCUAGUUAAUAACGAUAAUGGACUAGCAUGUCCCAUAAUGGACUAGCAUGACCCCUCUGGAGCUUCCAAGUCAGUUUCAGGCCGAAAAUCGGGUUUCAGAAAAAUAAGAACGACUUCAAGAGAGAGUUACGUGCGAUUCGGAUCGUCGACAAGAACGGUGUUGAAUGUUCCGCGAUGCUUUGGGGUCCUCAUGCCCAUCGUCUGCAGGAGAAGGACCUCGGCGUCUGGGUGCACUUCAACGGCGUCAAGGCCGGAAUUUUUGAUAGUUGGUUUUUUUAACGGAGAUUUAGUUAUGUGCUGUCAGGAGUGUUAGAAUGACCAUACGGAUAUUAACCAAAACGUAAAACUUAUCGAAAAGUAGAACUUUUAUUUUUCUUUAAAAAAAAGUUUUCUGAUUACUGAUAACUUUCAAAUCUGUGCUCAUCUUUUCUAUUCUAUAAAUUUUUCUGAGACGGUAGGACUAUUUAAAGUAGUCAUUUUAGGGCUUUUUACGCUUUCAAGAGUUAAGAAAUCAACCAGAAUCGCUUUUUUCAGGUUCAUGGAUUUUUUGAAGCCUUCUCCAACUUUUUGAAGUGGUCAUUAAAAAAUUUUUCUGGUCCGGUUCCUCUAAAAAAGAUGAACAAGACCAUUUUUUCUUCUUUUAAUGGUCAUUUCAGCGGCUUCCCGCCUUUUGAUUUUUUCUGAGCUUCUCAUAAAUGAGAAUACCUAAUUUUUCAAGCUCCUGAGAGUUGAGAGCGUUUUCCAGAGAUUUAAGAGUUAUAUGAGCUUUUUCCGCGUCUAUUUGCCCUAAGAAAGCCCAAAAACUAAAAAAAAAUGAGCCUUUCGAAGUGGUCUUUUAGCGGUUUUUUGAUCUUUAACAUUUUCAAAGCUUCCAAAAAGUUUUCUCCGAUUACAGAUCAAGUUGAAGUCCAAACGGUGCGCAAAACACAGAUCCUUCCGUAUCGAUAUCUCGACACCGCGAACGAAAUUGAAAAACUUCAUUGA
Caenorhabditis auriculariae is the source of this 3208-nucleotide messenger RNA. The record is from the annotation of a GenBank genome assembly. Lineage: Eukaryota; Metazoa; Nematoda; Chromadorea; Rhabditida; Rhabditidae.